UAUAUAAGCGAUUAAAUGUAUUAGACGAUAAUUAACGGUGCUGUUUGAUGAACUAAUAAAAACAAAAUAGAAAAGCACGGUAAAUUGAAGGAUAAGAAACGUGGACUGUAAUGUAUUGAUUCCUAAUUCAUAAUUCUAUUUUUGAUCCUGUUCAAUUCCUACUUCCAGCGUUUAUCAUCUUGUCAUUUUUUUUUAUUGUUAUUAAUAUAUUUGAAUCUUUAAGAAUUUUUUAAACUAAUCAUAUUUUCAUAAAUAAAAUUUAGAUCAGAUAAAACUUCGUGAUUUCGUUUGAUUGCAAUAUUCAUUUUUUGUAACCAAGUAAUACUGUAGAUCAGUUAGGUUAUAUUCACGUGAUUAUUCGCUGGAAGUCAGAGUUACUGUGUACAUAAACAAACUGAAUUUAACAUGAAUGAAGUUUUGAAUAGCAAUUUUGAUGCUGUGUAUCCACGGAUAGAGAAUGCUAUAAACAAUGCAGCUUUCAUUGCGAUAGAUGCUGAAAUGUCAGGUAUACAUUCGGAGAGAAAUUUGAAAAAUAGUUUAUUUGAUACUCUCAAUGAUCGUUACAUGGCAUGGAAAAGAAACAUUCAGCAAUUCGUAAUUGUACAAUUUGGCAUUACAACUUUUUACCGUGUUCCUUCUAACAAUGCCUAUAAAGCGGACAGCUUUAGUUUUUACUUGUUUCCUAGAUCUAUUCCAUUAAAAAAUAGACAAUUGUCGUGGGAAGUGGAAGCGAUAGAUUUCCUUUAUAAACAUGGCUUCGAUUUUAAUAAAUUCUUAGUCGGAGGUAUUUCGUACAUUGACGAAACAGAUGAGAGUUUACUGCGUGAUCACAUAGCACAUGGCGAUGUAGAAAAUUAUUUAUCACUGUUAUCCUACGACGAAGAAGAAAAUUUCAAAGAGUGCAAGAGCAAGGUUUAUGAAUGGAUUUCUAAUAAGUUAGAAAAUGCACCAUUAAAGUUGGAAGUUAUUACUCCUAUGGUACAAUAUGUAUUACAUAAAGACUUAAGAAAUAAUUACAACGAUAUUUGGAUUACAUCGGACAAUAAAUCAAUAAAUGUUAUGAAAAUAUCGAGUAAUGCGCAGGAUGAUUUGUUCAAGAAGGGUAAUUUGGAAGAAGCACUACUAGAUGUUUAUUUAGGUUUUUCCAAAGUAUUUAAACUUUUGUCCUCUAGUAAGAAAACGAUAAUAGGGCACAAUAUACUUUUGGAUUUAAUGUUCAUGCAUCAACAGUUCUAUAAGCCACUACCAGAUUCAUACAAAGAAUUCAAAAGUAAUAUACAUACAUUAUUUCCACAAAUAUAUGACACAAAAUUCUUAAGCUUUGAGUUGCGAAAAUUACAUAGCAGAGAUGAAGUAAACUGGAAAAUAAAUUCAUUGAAUAUUUUGUACGAAUAUUUUACAACUCAAGGACGAAUUACAACUUAUAAUUCACCAGAGAUUAUCUUUAAUGAAGAAUUUUCACAUAAAAAGAAUUAUCAUAGCGCUGGGUGGGAUUCUUACUUUUGUGGAUAUGUAUUUGUGAAAAUGGCACAUAUAUUUUGUGUAAAGAAAUUUGGGACGGGUUUAGAAGAAAGGACAGCGUCCCAUUCUGAGUUAAUGAGUAGUGUAAAAGAUUUUAUAAAUUCUAUAAAUAUAACGAGAGGCAAUGAAAUGUAUAUGAAACUCGACGGAGAAGAUCCAGUGUUAUCGAGACCACAAUGGCUUCAUGUCAAGUUGAAGUCACCAUCUCUAGAUAUUAAGCAGUUAAUGGAGAAAUUCUCAUCUUAUGGUUCAGUGGAUGUAAUGCCUUUUGCUCGGAGACGCGUUUUAGUAGCUGUCUCAAGCCACAAUACCGCGUCGGAGAUAUUGCAGCGAUUCAAGAACAGCGAGGAAUUACAGGUGGCACGGUACAACCGCAUAAAACACGCCACGUCCAUGACCAUUUUUUUGUGGAGCGGAGCUGUUCUGUCCGGAGGUGUUCUUGCCUGGAUGUUAAAAAAUAUUUCUAAAACGUAUAUCAAUCAAUAACAAUAACGAGGAACAAUCCUUUUUCGCGUAUAAUCCUUUAUGCAUAUUGAUAACGGGGAACGUUACAAAAGCAAAUCUCAGUAACGAAACGGUUAUUCCAAUUGAUUUUUGUAUGGUAGGAGAUACAGAGUAAAAAUUCAAUUUUAUUUUCCACACGUUCCAUCUGUAUACCAAAUAAUUAUAUACACGUGUUCGAAGAUAAUGUCUUUAAUAUAUCUUUUUAUAUUAAGAAACUGGCCAAAUUGUUCAGUCAUUUGGCACCGUUUUUUAGUCGUCCUUGUAUUUAGACAACGAGUCUUUCUAUACAAAGCGAACAGUGCAACGUUACAAAUCGUACGCUAUAUAAUUAUCUGAAACUUACUUUAUGAAACCAUGUAACUAUAUAACGAAAGCAAAGUGCGUUAACGAAACGAGCGUUACACAUAGGAAAGAAAAUCAUAGUUAUCCGUGCGGAUGGGACUGCAAUUCAUAGAUCAAGUUCUACCAACAAGACAGCAUUUCAAUACGUUCAUUGAUUACACCAUGAUUCUCUUGCAUAAGAAUCUAUAUAAGAGAUCAUGAAAGAAGAAAUGAAAAUAAGCAUUCGUAAAAAUGAGAAAGUAAAACAAGCUUCGAUUGGAUUUCCAACUGGCCGGCCAACCCAGAAAGAGUGCCUCCGUCUCUGUCUUCCUUUCUUACGUUCGUACGCGACCACCAGCCGCAAAAUCUAUUUAAAUGUUAGAUCGAAAUCGCGAGUGGAAUCUUUGCGUGAGCUGUUAUUAUUAUUUCUCGUUCUGGUUUGUCGACGUUCCGGGCCAGAGCUCGUUUUCGUCAAGGAACCUAUUCACCGUUGUGCCAAACCUCCGUGCACUCGCGAAAAAUCCAAUUAUCCCUGGCUUUGCUGCGAACCAUCGCAAUUUCGAUCGGUCGUAUUUUCUUCUUUUUUUAUUCACACACAUACACGCACACAUACACACACAUAGGCGCGCGCGUCGUUAGACAUUUGGAAAGUUUUUCGAUUAUGCUUUCUCCCAGUGUGUUGCACCCUUUCACCUUUUUUUACGAGUAGAACGUUACUCGAAUAUGAUUCAGCAUAACGUUUAUCGUUGCUACGCACGGACUGAUUUAGGCUUGGAAAUUCUUAAAAGAAUCGCAUAUUGUAAGGAAAAUGAAGAUGUCGUAGGUAUUGGCGAUAUUCGAGUGGUUAUAUACGAUUCUCGCACUAUUAAACGAAAACAAGGGGCAAAGAGUAACACGUGACAGGUUGUAUCGUAAAUUUCGUUGCAGUCUUGGCAAAUGGUCUGGCAUUCAUACUCUAGAACAACGACUUGUUACUAUCAAACGACGUUCAAUCGUGUGCGUGGACUCCUUAAGCAAGCGGUAACGUAGAUAACAUUCGACAAAAUCUUGCAGAGAAUCGUUUUCAAUAAUAUUUAUUAUAUUGAAUUAUUGUUCGCAGAAUGAAGAUGAAUAAGCAGGACGAACCAGGUGAUAUCGAUGCUCCUAACGACAAGGUAUCAUAGUACGAAACGAGACGAUGUUCUCGUUGCGAACUCGUUGCUGUUACUCGCCGACCACUUUGUGCUACUUUGUGCUUAUCUUGAAAUCCUGAUGGCCAAGGAAGAGACCAAACGUUCCCCGAUAUUUCAAAAGUUUUCUCUGGCGGCCACCCAAGGCUAAAUCACUCGAAAUAACGCAGUAGCAAUUUGUGUAGGCGUGCUGCCGGACGGUCAGCCUGGUCACACUGGUGUCCGGUGGCAGGUGGAGCAGCUUUCGAGAUGGAUCUCACGCUCUGUCUCUUUGGGUUCUACUUCGACCGGUUAAACGACGAACGUAAAGGUCGCGAGCGCCAGCAACGAGGUCUAUGGAACUGGGUUAACCAAAUUCGCUAUUUUCUCGUCUCAUCGGGUACAAUUUGUAUUCGGAUCAUCCUUAGUCUACUUGGAUGUUCCUUCGCAUCCUCUUGGGAAUCAACGUUGAUUACUAACCGUCGUUUUUCACCAAACGAAUGGAAACUUAACCCAUUGGUCGUUAAGGUAAUUUCCUUCUUACCGUUGCUCUUCUUUUGGUAGAUGCAUUUGUCUAGUACAUGGAAGAGGCGAAAGGUGAGGGCGCGUGAUAGAUAGAAGACGACUAUUUGGCAACCUUGAGCGAUCGGCCGAUUCUACCGAGGCUAUAGCACGUACACUUCUCUCAGUAUAAUUCCUAGUGUUCAAUCUACGGAUUUUUCUUAAAACGAGGAGCUAAUCGUCAAGGUGAAUUGUAAAUCUCACUAACCAUUAAAUCCUUCGAGUCUCUGAUCUAAAUCGACAGGGUAAUCGUGGAUAAUCACAGAGUCGCAAGUUCUCGAGAAACGGAGACCUUGCGAUCCUGGUUUUACAGAAGAAUUAACA
Messenger RNA from Bombus impatiens (common eastern bumble bee), 4379 nucleotides. Its product is annotated as pre-piRNA 3'-exonuclease trimmer. The record is from RefSeq and is a predicted model, not a curated record. Bases 406 to 2007 code for a protein of 533 amino acids. The transcript has 12 exons. Gene Ontology annotation, biological process: nuclear-transcribed mRNA poly(A) tail shortening. Gene Ontology annotation, molecular function: RNA binding; poly(A)-specific ribonuclease activity. NCBI's taxonomy places the organism in Eukaryota, Metazoa, Arthropoda, Insecta, Hymenoptera, Apidae. Gene Ontology annotation, cellular component: cytoplasm; endoplasmic reticulum.